GCACCAGACCAUGACGUCAUUGGAGGAUUUUAUUCAGUGUUUUGUGUGACCGUAGCGCAGGUGUUUCCGUCUUAUUUCGGCGAAUUUUUCCCACUUUUGGACGAUUCCCGUCGAACAUUCCGAGUUUUCCCCAUAGAAGAGACACUAAAGGAAUAAGUUUGAGGGAUAGGAUCGAGUUUUAGGGAGUUAUCAAGGUUUCAUUAGGUGAAAACCGACAAGAAGGUUCGGGAUUUGGAAAGGAUGGGCGCCAUCUUGGGAACUCUUGGUUUAGGCAGCUGUGCAGCUUCGCUGGCAUGUUGCUGUACCAGUGCAGCAUGCAGCCUGUGCUGUUCAGCCUGUGGGAAGAGUAAGAACUCGGUGGUGACACGGAUCGCCUACGCCCUUUUCCUGCUGCUGGGCAUGCUGGUGGCCUGCCUCAUGCUGGCACCUGCUGUGCAGGACGGACUCAAAGAUUUUCUGAAGACCCCACAAAUCUGUGACCCCACCAUAAUCCAUGAUAGGCUGGUGGAUUGUGACACCAUUGUACGCAGUGUGACGGGAUACCUCGCGGUUUACCGUGUCUGCUUCGGCCUGGCCGGCUUCUUCUUCCUGAUGAGCCUCCUCAUGAUCAGUGUGAAGAGUAGUAAGGACCCCCGCGCCGGCAUUCAGAAUGGAUUCUGGUUCUUCAAGUUCCUGGCAGUGAUCGGCAUCUGUGUUGGAGCUUUCUUCAUCCCCAGGGGUGCUUUUGGAUCAGCCUGGAUGUACAUUGGCAUGAUUGGUGCAUUCCUGUUCAUCCUCAUCCAACUGGUUCUCCUGGUGGACUUUGCUCACUCCUGGAACGAGUCCUGGGUGGAGAAGAUGGAAGAAGGCAACUCCAAGUUCUGGUACUUUGCCCUGCUGGCCUGCACAUUCCUGUUCUAUGGUCUGGCCAUUGCUGGAGUCGUGGUCUUCUUCAUUUACUACACUGUGCCCGAUGGUUGUGCCACCAACAAGUUCUUCAUCAGUUUCAACCUGAUUCUGUGUGUCAUCGCUUCUGUCAUCGCCAUCCUACCUAAGGUCCAGGAAGCCCAGCCACGUUCCGGUCUGCUCCAGGCUUCAGUCAUCACCCUGUACACCAUGUACAUCACCUGGUCUGCCAUGACGAACGAGACAAGCAGCAAAUGUAACCCCAGUCUGCUGCAGAUCGCGGGCCUGACUCCGAUCCAGAACGGCACGCAGCCCAGUUCCACCAUCGCGCCCGUCGCACCAACCAGCGUCUUCCUGGGCAUGGACGCUCAGGGCAUUGUGGGACUGGCUGUGUUCUUCAUCUGUGUCAUGUAUGCCAGCAUCCGCACCUCGUCCAACAGCAGUGUGAACAAGCUCACCAUGUCGUCGAACGAGAGCACACUGCUGUCCAACAGCCAGGCUCCAAGUGAGUAUGGUACCAGCGAUGUGGAGAAGUCUGUUGUUGAAGACCUUGAUGAUGACGCCCCUACCAUUGAUAACGAGAAGGAUGGUGUGAAGUACAACUACUCUUUCUUCCACUUCAUGUUCAUGCUGGCCUCCAUGUACAUCAUGAUGACACUCACCAACUGGUACAGCCCGGACGGGUCCAACUUCAACAACCUGCAGCCCAACCAGCCGGCUGUGUGGGUGAAGAUCGUGUCCAGCUGGCUCUGUAUCCUGCUGUACGUCUGGACGCUCGUCGCGCCUAUCGUGCUGCCCGACCGUGACUUCGACUGAACACGAUAACCUCACUACACCGACGGAUGUUUCACCAAUCACUCAAUGUCAAACGUUAUUGCAUAGACUGGGUAUUAGUCAAGUUAUAUAAAAAGUAUGAUAUCAGAAGAUGCCUUUUUUAGUAGCUGGACAAGAUUUACUGGCAAUUUUAAUUGUUAGACACACAAAUAUGUGACAAACUUAACAGCACUACAUUACAUCCUUGUAAUGAUAAGGAUUUAAAUGUGUAUGAAGAGUGUCUUAAUUUGGAAUUUCAACAGAAGAACAAGCAAGAAGUCCUGCCAUCAAACAUUACAUACUAUAUGAAGAUAUACAUUACAGGUCAAUUAUAAGGUAAACAGAUUUUGCUUGUAUGAAAACUUAGACAAACAACAUAAGACUAAACAUGCUGCUCAACUUGGAGUGGACACACAAUAAGAUUUUAUAAGUUAUCUUUAAAGUUACUAGUAUUAUAGAGACUAAUGCUCAAGAAGUCAUAUCUAAAGAUCUUGCUGAGGUGCGUUAGCAUUUUUUACUGUAUAUAUGUUAGCUCCUAGUAUACAACACAUCAAAGGAUCUUAAGAACAGUUGGAAUGGUAUCAACAGCAACUACAAAAAUCCUGACUCCGUUGUUCUAACAAUAAGAAGCAUACUUAACAGUAUGACAUCAGAAACCAUGAUGUAAAAAUGAAUGUUUUUUGUAAUGUUACCUUAACUGUAGAUCUUGCCAUGGAAAGGAUUUUGCUGCUUUUGAAAAUGUGAAGAUACUUAAAAGUACAGGUAUGGAAGAGAUGGUCAUUUUACUGUUUGAUAUUAUUUGUGUAUAUCAGAUAUGUGGUAUAAGUGUUUAGGCCUGGAAGUGAAAAUAUACCCGUGUGAACUGAAACUUGACAACUGUAAGAGUAUAUAUUGGUGUAUGGUUUGUACAUGGAACAAUGGGUUAAUGUGAUUGAUGGACAAAAGUUUUUUUUUUUUCCUUAAAAAUGCACAAGUACCAAUUGAAUUAUACAAUGUAACUUCAACAGUGCUCUGUAUGUAAUGUGAUAUGCUUGGUGUAAGUAAACUAACUAUACAAUUGUGCAGAUUUGUGGAAAGAGUUUCGUUCUAUGCAUAUGAUUGGAGACAAAAUCGUAGCAUGCAAUAACAUGUAAUAUUUUAGAACCAUGGCGUGUAUUUACAUUGGGUAUUACAUGUGCUUGUACCGCA
Molecule: messenger RNA, 2886 nt
Organism: Branchiostoma floridae (Florida lancelet)
Lineage: Eukaryota; Metazoa; Chordata; Leptocardii; Amphioxiformes; Branchiostomatidae
Product: serine incorporator 1-like
Exons: 12
Coding region: 241-1701 (486 amino acids)
Cellular component (GO): membrane
Source: RefSeq, a predicted model, not a curated record